Messenger RNA from Ictalurus punctatus (channel catfish), 486 nucleotides. RefSeq lists its product as uncharacterized. The record is from RefSeq and is a predicted model, not a curated record. The coding region runs from base 1 to 486 and encodes 161 amino acids. The transcript is spliced from 3 exons. NCBI's taxonomy places the organism in Eukaryota, Metazoa, Chordata, Actinopteri, Siluriformes, Ictaluridae.
AUGCCCAUGCCUACAGCCACCCCUGCGCUCAGAUUCCCUCCGGAAGAGGAGCAGCUCCAGCUCUGGAUCUCCAGCAUGCGGACAGCUGCAGGAUGGAGACCCUCAGAGUCUGCACGUUUAUGUUCAGAUCAUUUCACCUCCGACUGCUUCCAGACUUCAGGACAUUUAUACUCCUUCGCUGUCCCCUCUGUGUUUCAGUCCACGGAAGAAACAUCCGUGACACGCCCAGAAACUUCCGAACACAAACUGUGUGAUGGCUGUGAAAAACAACUCCACCUGAUUGAAAAGUCGUACAAACUAAAAUUACUGUCAGCCCAACUGAAACUGAAGAAGUACGAAAAGCAGCUGAGUGGGCAUUCCCACGAGAUGACAAAGCUAGAGAGAAGAGUGGUUGUUUUACAGACCGCAGUGAAGGUCAUGAAAAUGAGGACGCUCAUGUCCACACCCAAAAGAUCAGAAUCUUCAUCAAAUACCACUGGCUUGUAG